AUGGAAUAUUUUCAGACACUGGAUUUGCUAGCUUUGAUAUUGGGACAGCCAUUUUGGCUUAUCGUUUUCAUAGGAUUGCAUGAUUAUAAAAGUAAAGGACAAUAUAUCGAUACAACAUCGUUGGAAUUACGACGAGAUACAGAAUGCUUCUAUCGCUAUAUGAAAAGGGAUCAUCAUCAAAGUUUUGCGGAAUGGUUACACAAAAAGAAUGCUUCACAUUAUACACCAAUUGCGCCCAUCUAUCAACAAUCGUUAUUAAAUUUACAGUUAAAUGCGCUGAAAGAUGGAGAACAAGUAACGCAUGGAGUUGCCAAUUGCGAAAUACCGAAAAUACCGGCAAUAACACCGGAUAUACCAUUGAGAGAACGCGCAUUGUGUUAUUUCGAAUAUUUUCUUAAUUAUAAUCCGUUGAGAGUACCGGCGGCUUUAACGGAAGUACGCUGCAUGUGCGCGCAUCCACCGUCUAAAUUGAUAGGUAAGCGAAUCUUUGAAUGUGAGCCGCUUCGCUACCAAAUUCGCGUGCUUCAAUUUGACGAACUGUGUCAAACAUAUUCAGAAAAAAUUGAAAUAAUUACCUUGGCAUGUAUACCUGUGCUACAGGCAAGUGCUAGAGCAGAUGGUGAAAUGAAAUUCAUGGCUCCGGAAAGAUUCCAAGGUCCGAUCAGGAAGAGAUUUCGGUAUGACGAAUAA
Molecule: messenger RNA, 690 nt
Organism: Cercopithifilaria johnstoni
Lineage: Eukaryota; Metazoa; Nematoda; Chromadorea; Rhabditida; Onchocercidae
Source: the annotation of a GenBank genome assembly